Messenger RNA from Misgurnus anguillicaudatus (oriental weatherfish), 5084 nucleotides. RefSeq names its product serine/threonine-protein kinase SIK3 homolog. Lineage: Eukaryota; Metazoa; Chordata; Actinopteri; Cypriniformes; Cobitidae. Gene Ontology annotation, biological process: microtubule cytoskeleton organization; protein phosphorylation; intracellular signal transduction. The record is from RefSeq and is a predicted model, not a curated record. Gene Ontology annotation, cellular component: cytoplasm. Gene Ontology annotation, molecular function: tau-protein kinase activity; ATP binding.
GUUGUUCCCGCAGAGAGGGCAGAAGAUGGCGGCCGUGUCGAGCGGGGCUGCCGCCGCCGCCGGGAUUCCGCACCCGAACCGCGACCUACCGCAGCCCGCCGCCUCUAUCCAUCAUCCGAGCCGAGCUGCCGCCGCCGUCGUCGCGGGCGUCAAUCGCCCGCCCCUCGCGCGCGUCGGCUACUAUGAGAUGGAGCGGACCAUCGGGAAGGGCAAUUUCGCCGUGGUGAAACUCGCCACGCAUAUGAUCACCAAAGCGAAGGUUGCGAUUAAGAUCGUAGAUAAAACUCAGCUGGACGAUGAGAAUCUGAAGAAGAUUUUUCGAGAGGUUCAGAUCAUGAAGAUGCUGAGACACCCUCACAUCAUUCGCCUGUACCAGGUGAUGGAGACCGAGCGUAUGAUCUAUCUGGUGACAGAGUAUGCCAGUGGAGGAGAGAUCUUCGAUCAUCUUGUGGCACACGGACGGAUGGCAGAGAAAGAAGCUCGGAAAAAGUUUAAGCAGAUCAUAGCAGCGGUGUAUUUCUGUCACUGUCGAAACAUCGUACACAGAGACCUAAAGGCCGAAAACCUGCUGCUGGAUCACAACCUGAACAUCAAGAUUGCAGAUUUUGGCUUCAGUAAUUUGUUCUCACGCGAGCAGCUGUUGAAGACGUGGUGUGGCAGCCCUCCUUACGCUGCACCUGAACUCUUCGAGGGGAAAGAGUAUGAUGGUCCUAAAGUGGACAUAUGGAGUUUAGGGGUGGUCUUAUAUGUUCUGGUAUGUGGAGCUUUACCGUUUGAUGGCAGCACUUUACAGAACUUACGAGCUCGAGUCCUAAGUGGAAAAUUCCGGAUUCCUUUCUUCAUGUCCACAGACUGUGAGUAUCUGAUCAGACACAUGUUGGUUCUGGAGCCCAGUCGACGUCUUUCAAUGGAGCAAAUCUGCAAGAACAAGUGGAUGAGACAAGGAGACCCAGACCCAGAGUUUGACAGAUUGAUCGAGGAAUGUGAGCAGGUGAAGGUGGAGAGAGAAACCGAGCUGAUCAAUGAACAGAUCUUAAUGGUCAUGUCAGAGAUGGGCUUCGACCGCGAGAGGACCUUACAGUCUCUGCACGCAGAUGAUUACGAUCACUACAGCGCCACCUACAGUCUGCUGUCUGACAAACUGAAGCGGCACAAGAGUCUGCGCGUGACUCCGCCCACACCGCGUCCCAUCUUCGCACUCAAUGCCGUGCAGGAUCAGAGUAAUUCUGUGAGUAUGACGGUUCCACAGGUUCAGCUCAUAAACCCAGAGAAUCAGAUUGUGGAGACGGACGGGGCGAUGGCUCUGGACAGUGAUGAGGGAGAAGAGCCCAGUCCAGAAGCGAUGGCUCGAUAUCUGUCCAUGAGGCGUCACACUGUGGGUGUGCCAGACCCCAGGGCUGAGCUUCAGGAGGAUCUACAGAAACUGGCCACUGGAUUUCCACGUGUGGCUCCUCAGCCGCCUUUCCCUGCGUUGUUGCCCACGAUGGCACAGAUGCAUCUGAUGCCCACGCCGAAUCUACAGCCCACCCAGCAGCUGGAGUAUAAGGAGCAGUCUCUCCUGCAGCCUCCGACGCUUCAGCUCUUGAACGGGAUGGGUCCUUUGGGUCGCCGGGCGUCCGACGGUGGCGCUAACAUUCAGCUUCACGCACAGCAGCUGUUGAAGAGGCCGCGCGGACAGUCGCCUUUAGUCACCAGCCCGCAUCCCAUACCUGCUGUGGCUCCAGUGGAUGAGGAAGAAUCUGAUGCUGAACCUGAUGCAGAAGCUGUUAAAAGGUAUUUGGCGAACAGUUCGAAGCGCCACAGCACCCACGGCGUGGGUCCCUGCCAUACGGCCAGCGAGCUCUCAACAGACAUACAGAGAGCCCGGCAGAGGGGCUGGACCCCCGAUCAGCACUGCCGGUCGUCCUAUAAAGACUGUAACACACUUCACCUGCCGAUGGAGCGUUUCUCUCCCGUCAGACGCUUCUCAGACGGCGCUGCCACCAUCCAGGCCUUCAAGACCCAACUUGAGAUCAGACAGCUCAAACAGGAGUGUGAACAGCUUCAGAAGAUGUACGCAACUCAGCAGGAUGAGCGUCUGUUGGAACACACACAGCAACAACACAUCCUCUACCAGCAAGAGAUACUACACCAGCAAUCACAGGCUCUGUCUUUGGCACAUGGAGAAAAUCAACCCAGCAGUCACCUUACAUACCAGCUACAGAGGUUGCGUAUUCAGCCCUCGAGUCCCCCUCCCAACCAUCCCAACAAUCAUCUGUACAGACCAGCUAGUCAGAGUCCUCCGCCGGGGAGUCAGGGGAUGAUGCAAGCGCACGGUGGGCCGUCUGCAGUGCAGUAUCAGCACGGCGCCGCCAUUUAUCAGUCUCCCAGCGCCAGCCCUCCGCCCACCAGCCUUCCCCGCAUGGCGCUAUCCAAUCAGCAAGCACCACAAGGACCGCCCACCCGCACGUUAAACCAGGCUCACCCGCAGCAGGUGACCAUUCAGGUUCAAGAGGUGGAACCUGGGGGCGGAGCUCAGCGGCAGGGUUUCCUAGCAACGCCGUGUCACAGAGUUCUGGGGAAACAGCUGAGUGCCGAUAACGCUGAAAGUCACAGUUGCAGUCUGAGUCGCUUCCACUGUUCUUCUACGUACGAUCAGUUUAACCCGCACCUGUUCGGCGAGGGGGUACACGGCUCCCCCGGUGUGACGGGAAUGGUGGGCACCUAUAACCCCUACCUGCAGGGGGCGUCUCUGAAGGUCCCCGGGCUGGAGGGCUAUCACGGCGGCGGAGGCGUCAUGGGUUACGGCAGUCCGUCCGCACUGCAGCAGGCUCUGCUCUCGCCGACGCCUUUGGAGUACCGGCCCGCCCAGCAGCACGUCACUCCCACGCUGCAGGGUCUCCUCUCGCCUCGACACUCUCUCACGGGACACGCCGACCCCCGGCUGCCCCCGCAAGACCUCGCGGCGCUGCUGAAACGGCAUCGCCCCGCGCCGUCUUCCGCCGUGACCGCCAACCCGCAGGACUACGGAGAGAUGUUACUGUUACAGCAGCUGGGCCAAGGGGCCGAAACCUUAGAGCACACCUCUCAGCAAGCCCCGCCCACACAGCACUACCAUCACCUGCUCCAAAUCAGGACCCCUUCCGAGUGCCCCGUCCCGACCCUUCCACACUCCGAGAGCAUGGAAGAGGACGAGAUGCCGAACUAUCACGAGGGCUUGCUGGCUAAAGCCGCCGCCCCCUGCGCAGAGGGACACGAGAUGUUGGCUCCUCCUCGCGGGGGCACGCCCCCUUACUCCUCCCCCACUCAUAGACACGCCUAUGUGCGUAACGCCACAACAACGAGAGAGUCGUGUGGUGAAGCUGUCGACUGCAGGGGGAUGGAUGGCGAUCACAAUGGUUACGGCUCACGGGCCGCGCAGGGCGACGCAUACAGACCCAGAGGAUCAUUACAGCGACAUCACACCAUCCAGACCUGUGACGACGCUUACGAACAGGCGGAGACUAUGUCUGGAAUGAGCUUAUUGGCUGGGAAGGCGCUGAGCUCCGCCCGCAUGUCAGACAUCCUCAGCCAAUCAUCUCUGAGUGGAAGCCAGCAGCUGCAGCAGCGAGGGGGCACAGCGUGUGACGUGGAGGCAGAACUUCACCCGGCCUCGUGUUACCCAUCAUCCUGCACCAGCGACAUGCUGCUCAGCUAUAAACCACCUGAUCUGCAGUACAGCGUGGAACAGGCCGGAGUUUAACCAACACAGGGGUGUAUUUGCUGUAUAAAGGUCAUAUCCCUCUGCUGUGUUGUGCUGUCAUGCCAAAUCCUCUUCAUCUGUCUGUCGGGUGCUGUGGGUGUGGCCUGCAGGCAGGAGGCGGGGCAGGAGGCUUCCUCCCGGCCAGCGUCACGUUGAAGUUUUCUUUGAUGGGAUACAGCGAGCGCCGCCCCGUCUGCUGCCGACCAAUAAUCAUCCACCCUCCCUCACCCCUUACACCUCCCUCUUAUCGUUGCCAUAGCAGCGCUCUCUGCGCACUCCGACGUACGAGGCGAACGCAAGAGUCUUACGAGAAAACACACACACACACACGCACAGAGACUCCAUUACCAAACGCCACAAACCCAAAGUAUUUCACUGAAGCCUGUGUUAGUUCACCUCUCGCCCGCCCCGCGUGUGGAUCGCUCCGGUCGGGCCGUGAUGUCAUGAACCACCCGUUCCCCGAGCCGGCGGCGGGGGGAGAGAGGGACGGCGUGCGGACGGCUAAAUCUCAAACACUUCCCACCUCUACUUUUUGCUUUCUUUUAACACAUUUUUAUGGCUAAUGUUCUGUAGGAAUUAUGAUUCUUCUUGUUUUCUGUAAAGACAUUUUAUCAGUCAAAUUAUGACGGUUGUUAGUAAAACGGUUCUGUGUUGCAAUAGCAGCGUUUCUUUCCUCACAAACUCAUUUUUGCACUUUUUCUGUUUUUGUGAUUUGUAUUUUCCUGCUUCAUUUCCUUUCUGUUUUUUCUUCAACCUCCUUCAUUCCAUCACUCUCUCAUCACUGUUGCUCUCUCUCUCUCUCUCUCUCUCUCUCUCUCUCUUACUCAAGCGCACACACUCACUCAUCUCUCUCUCUCUUUCUUUCUCUUUCUUUAUGUGUCUUUGUCUCUCUGAUGUCAGUGACAGCUGAAUUGUGGGUAGUAGAUGAUGGUGAUGUUUUUAUUAAGCUUCAUAUCUGUUUUAAAGCUUUAAUUGGUUAUUGUUUAUGUGAAUAUUGUUGAAAAAGCUUUUGCAUUUUUUGUUUUUUUUAUGUUAUAUUAAUUGUUUUAGCCAUAUUAACUGAGAGAGAGCGAGAGAGAGAUGCUUCAUUAUUCUCAGUUUUAAAGAGUUUGAAGUGAAACGUCAUCUUCAGUCUGACCAAACUAAUAGCUGUCGUAUGAUCUGAGGUGAGACCAGCGUCAUCUCUCAUUCUUGUCCUCUUCUGUUCUUUCAUCUUUCUGUCAUUUUGUUCCUUUUUUUUUUUGACUUUGUUUUUGGAAAAAUACUAAAGUGCAACAACAUCUAAAAAAGAAUUCCAGACAAACUGAAAUGAAAUAAAUAAAUAUAUAUAAAUAAAUAAAUAAAUGAAUAUGACAGAAAUGUG